Mauremys mutica (yellowpond turtle) is the source of this 2013-nucleotide messenger RNA. Its product is annotated as zinc finger protein 585A-like. Gene Ontology annotation, biological process: regulation of DNA-templated transcription. NCBI's taxonomy places the organism in Eukaryota, Metazoa, Chordata, Testudines, Geoemydidae. The transcript has 4 exons. The coding region runs from base 18 to 1652 and encodes 544 amino acids. The record is from RefSeq and is a predicted model, not a curated record.
CCCUCUACAGGGACGUCAUGCAGGAGAACUACGAGAUGGUGACCUCGCUGGGAUUCCCCCUUGCCAAACCUGAGCUGAUUGUCCGGCUGGAACGAGGGGAAGAGCCUUGGUUGCCUGAUCUCCAGGCCUGCGAGGAAAGAAGGCUUCCGAGAUGCAUCCAUAGAGGUGCUGAGCGAGGGAGUGAGAAUGAGGAGGGGAAUCAUCAUGAGGAAGUUCCCGGGGAAGUGGAACCACAGGGGACCUUUGUGGGAAGAGCUGAAGGGAAUUUUCCCCAGUGCUUGGAGCAGGCAGAAGCCUGGGGAAAUUGUCACAGAUCAGAGAGGCUUCUAGGAAACCACCCAGGGAAGAAAGUGGAUGAAUCUAUUAACGGUUGGGGAGGAGAGGAGGAUUGCAGAGCGCGGGAGAGAAAUCCCAAGGAAGAGACACCCUGGCACUACCUUCAGUGUGGGAAAGGAUUUACUGUGAGAUCACAGCUUGUGACACAGCAGACAAUCCAUACUGGAGAGAAACCCCUUCAAUGCUUGGACUGUGGGGAAAGCUUCAAUAUGCUCUCAGAUCUUAAUAACCAUGGGAGAAGCCAUAGUGGAGAAAAACCCUCUGAAUCCCUCGAAUGCGGAAAAUGUUUCAUUUCGAAGACACAAAUAAUUAGACAUCAGUUAAGCCACACUGGGGAGAGACCCCAUAAGUGCUUGGAGUGUGGGAAAAGUUUCACAGAGAGGUCACACCUUGUUAAGCAUCAGGCAAUCCACACAGGAGAGAAACCACACAAGUGCUUGGAGUGUGGGAAAAGUUUCACAGAGAGACCCCACAAGUGCAUGGAGUGUGGGAAAAGUUUCAUACGAAGGUCAGACCUUGUUUAUCAUCAGGCAAUCCACACAGGAGAGAGACCCCACAAGUGCUUGGAAUGUGGGAAAAGUUUCAUACGAAAGUCACACCUAGUUCGUCAUAAGGCAUUACACACAGGAGCGAGACCCCACAAGUGCUUGGACUUAGGGGAAAGUUUCAUAGAAAGAUCAAACCUUGUUCAACGUCAGGCACUCCACACAGGAGAGAGACCCCAGAAGUCCUUUGACUGUGGGAAAUGUUUCACAGAGAGGUCAAACCUUGUUAAACAUCAGGCAAUCCACACAGGAGAAAGACCCCACAAGUGCUUGGACUGUGGGAAAAGUUUCAUAAGAAAGUCAACCCUUGUUGAACAUCAGGCAUUACACACAGGAGCGAGACCCCAUAGCUGCUUGGAUUGUGGGAAAACUUUCAUACAGAGGUCACACCUUGUUCGCCAUCAGGCAUUACACACAGGAGAGAGACCCCACAAGUGCUUGGACUGUGGGAAAGGUUACAUACAAAGGUCAGAUCUUGUUAAACAUCAGGCAAUCCACACAGGAGAGAGACCCCACAAGUGCUUGGACUGCGGGAAAAGUUUCAUAAGCAGGUCACAACUUGUUCAACAUCAGAGAAUCCACACAGGAGAGAGACCCCACACGUGCUUGGACUGUGGGAAAUGUUUCACAGAGAGGUCAAACCUUGUUGAACAUCAGGCAAUUCACAUAGGAGAGAGACCCCACAAGUGCUUGGACUGUGGGAAAAGUUUCAUAUGGAAGUCUGACCUCAUUAAACAUGGAAGAAUCCACACAGGAUCUAAACUUCUGUGACACAUGGCAAGAAAGGAUUAAGCAACUUGCAUGUCAUUCACUCAGAUUCAACUUUUAGAGAGAGAUUAUAAAAGUGUGUCCACCUUAGAUAACCUAGAAUUUGACAUGUAAAUGUGUAUUUUGAAAGACUUGGAAGAAGAGGGCAAGUCGUGUCUGAGUAACCUAAUUGCCUUCUAUGAGGAGAUAAGUUGCUCUGUGGAUGAGGGGAAAGCAGUGGAUUUGUUAUACAGCCCAAAAGUCAAGGAAUAAGUAGGGGCAUUGCCAGCAGAUUGAGGGACAUGAUCAUUCCCCUCUAUUCGACAUUGGUGAGGCCUCCUCUGGAGUAUUAUGUCCAGUUUUGGGCCCCACACUACAGGAGGGA